CGCUGUGUUGUGGACUCUUCAGGGUUUUACUGCUGCUGUGAUGUUGAAGGUGAAAGGUCAGUCUGUGUAACGUGUCAGCAGACUGUCACUUCACCCGACCGGCUGUCACUGUGACACACAACCUUUCAUUACCCUAGCUGAUCUUUUAAUCCCGGUUAAAAAUGGCCAAGAAGCGGAGAGAAAGACGAGAAAGCGAGGGUCUGUCCUCCUCGGCUCAGGAGGAGGUGAAGGCGGAUGCUAGUGAAGGAGUGAAAGAGGCUCAGCAUACUGAAGGGGGCUCCGCACGCUGGUCUCUCCUGAUUCUGGUGUCUAUCUUCACCUGCUCUGCCUCAGUCAUGUACCUGGUCUACAGGAACUUCCCAGAGCUUCCUGAUGAUGAAAUGGAGAAAAUUAAGAUCCCUAAAGACAUGGAUGAUGCCAAAGCUUUGGGAACUGUGCUGUCCAAAUACAAAGACACCUACUACUCCCAAGUGUUGGUGGCCUACUUCGCAACAUAUAUUUUCCUCCAGACAUUUGCGAUCCCUGGAUCCAUCUUCCUCAGCAUCCUGUCUGGAUAUCUUUACCCUUUCCCCUUGGCUCUGUUCUUAGUCUGCCUGUGCUCUGGCCUUGGUGCUUCCUUUUGCUACAUGCUAUCAUAUCAAGUGGGCAGACCCAUUGUCUACAAAUAUCUCACAGAGAGAGCACAGAAAUGGUCCCAGCAGGUUGACAAACAUAGAGAUCAUUUAAUCAAUUACAUCAUCUUCCUGAGGAUAACCCCCUUUCUACCCAACUGGUUCAUCAACAUCACCUCACCUGUCAUCAAUGUGCCUUUGGGGAUUUUCUUCAUCGGUACCUUUCUCGGAGUGGCACCGCCAUCCUUUGUAGCGAUCAACGCGGGUACGACACUGUACAAACUGACCACAGCUGGCGAGGCCGUGUCCUGGAACUCUCUGGCUGUGCUCGGCGUACUCGCCGUGCUCUCGAUCUUGCCCGUCUGCUUCCAGAAAAAGCUGCAGAAGAAACUAGAGUAGAACAUUAAACACCUCAGCACCUCAUCUGCUGGCUGAUCCCGGCGUCCCCCUCCCCUCGGCUCAGGAACGUGCAGCUGUCCCUCAAGUUGCUCUGCCUCUGUCUCAUACGUCAGCUGCUGGUGGGAGAAUCUCUGACCACAACAAGCGCUCAUUGACCACAAAAUGCAUGCAGUGGUGGGUGGUUCCUGAUGUUAAGUGUAAACUGGCCGCUGCUUGCACAAGUUUUUCGGUUUCUGUGAAUUUUAUUGUCGAUUUGUGCAUUUCUUGUAAAUAAGAGAUUUGUUUUGGUUUUUAUUUAAGGCACUGCUCAUUAUUUUAUGAUUUUGCCAGACAAUUAAAGAUGCUACUUGUAGGAUGUUGGAGUAAUACUCAUCAUUGUGAUAGUUUUCAUGGGGAAAAGGGUUUCUCUUUUCUUGCUAGAAACUGCUAAAAACGAUGUAAUCAGUACCUCGUUGAGGCUGUUGUUUUAUUACUGGAACAACUUUUACUAGUACAUUUGCUUUUGACAGUAGCAUAUCAAUUUCUACAUCCUGUUUGUAGCACCUUUAACUUCCACGCCCUUUUUUGAUAUUUAUUUUAACAUGCUUGUGUCUAACUUCAACCGAAUGAAGUGUACCACCACAGCAAUAACUGUCACACUACUGUUGAAAGUGGAUUUUUAAAAAAGUAAGUUUUGAUACCUGGUGCUUGCCUCGGCAAACAUAUGCAGUGUGGAAAGAAUGAAACUGCGGAGAAGAAAAGUGGGAUGACUGAUCUUGUUGACAUGUGGGUGAGUUCCUGUGUUCUUCCUUGAAAGGUGCCUGGAUCCACUGCCACACACACUUUCACCCACUUUUGCUCAUACUAGUAGCCACUAUAACUUGUGAAGAACAGACUAAGCUGAUGUAAUAUUUCCUCACAGCACAUCCACGUUGCAGGAUGCCGAACAAAUUUUGUAUUUUAUGUUAAGAAGCGAGCAUAGAUGUCAAGACAACUGAUUUAUGUGGUAAAAAGUACUGUAUGCAACCCAGAAAAGUUAAUGAAAAGCCAAACAGACUCCUCUUGGUUUGUAAAUUUGAAAAGGGUGAGAUGGGUUCUCCUAAAGUUUUGCAUAUGGUUAUGAUAAUGCACCUCUAGGUGUGUCCCUCUCCACCCAGUGAUAUUGUUUGGUAUGCCAGUAUAGAAAUGGAGAUGAUGUGGAUGAUACACCAGUGCCCUCAAUAAGACUGCCAACGGACUGAGGUAUCCAAGCCUUAGCUAGCUUUUUACUGCUUCCAUUCUUCACCAGGUGAAAUCUAAUACGAUGCCUGAUUUAUGUUUUUAGUCUUUAAAUUGUUUUGAAUGUCUAAUUUUUGUGUCCCGUCCUCUAAAAGCUAACUGAAUUUUUCAUUUAGAUGUUUUUAAUUUUUUGCCUGAAGGUAACUUAUUGCUGCUGCUUAAAAGCAUUCUGGACAGUUACUGGAGACAUUGAUGCAGUGAAUGUACAUGCAGGUAACUUAUUCAACACACUUUUCUUUAAUCUCUUAAAAGGUCUCAUUCAUAGAGGCAGUUGGUUUGGUGCAUUUUGCGAUUUCUUGUUUUUACUUUAUUGUCUUAUUAUUCAGCAGCUUCACUGUGUACUGCUGUAAUAUUAUUAACCUCUCAAACCCAGAUACAUAAACAUCCAUUUAUGUGAAACUUAAACUGUUCUGCUGUAUGGGGAUACUUAUGUCUUAGCAUUUUCUGCUUUCAUACUGUUUGUAGCAGGACGCUACUUCGUUCAAAGACUGUUGGGUUGUUUUUAUGAUUCUUACUGGUUUAUGUGAGAACUGCAUUCGUACAACUGGGGUUGACUUGUCUUGGAAAAUAUAUCUUCACUAAGGUGGUUGAAUCAAGUGCUAAAUAAUAUAAAUUGCUCCUAAAAUCUUAUUUUUUGUCUUAAUACUUAAGCUUGAUUAACUUCUUGGAAUUUCUCGAUAAUUCUAAAUUUGACAAAACAUAAAAAAUGAUAGAUUUCAUUGAUUUCUUUUUCUCUAAUUGUUACAAUAUUUACACCUAAACUUAUUCUAAUCUUCACGCUACACAUAUACUCAAAUUGGAUAUAUUCUUGCUGUUUUUUGUCCUAUUACCCUAUCAAAGAUAAUUUGUGUAGUCCUCUGUUAACAUUUCAAAAAGCAGUAUUAUUUUGUACUGAGCAGUGAUGUAUUGCAGUAUGAAGUGUUUACAGAUUGCACAUGUCUGUCCUAUCUAAUCAAAUUUGUUUUUGUUUUUUUUAUAUUUAUUGAAUUAUUAAAAUUAUCUUUACAGAA
Molecule: messenger RNA, 3277 nt
Organism: Sebastes umbrosus (honeycomb rockfish)
Lineage: Eukaryota; Metazoa; Chordata; Actinopteri; Perciformes; Sebastidae
Gene: tmem41b
Product: transmembrane protein 41B
Exons: 7
Coding region: 162-1010 (282 amino acids)
Cellular component (GO): endoplasmic reticulum membrane
Source: RefSeq, a predicted model, not a curated record